UUUUUGUUGACUUCAAGCAAGAGCGACAAAGCAAGAUAUUGCGAAACGCGAUAUUCUGACAUCAUGGCGAUCGCGGACUAUAAGAAAUACCUGGCGGAGAAUGUUCUCAAUGAGCAGCGCACGGUCACUUAUCGCUCGCUGGGUCGAGCUCUCCGUGUGCAUAGCACGUUAGCGAAGCAAAUGCUGUACGACUUUCACCACAAUGAGAACUACAAGAAACCCAACAGCGUCAAUGCCACGUAUAUCCUUACGGGAGUUCAGAAGGCACCCGAGCCAGCGGCCUCCACGAAUGGUUUCCAGUCCAGCGCCGAUACGGACGAUAUUCCCCCGAGCAGCCCCUACAUAAGCAGCUCUAUGCCCAACCAGGAUGGCGAUGCAGACGAGGUCGCGGUCUCCUCGGUAUUGCUUGUGCGCGAGGAAGAUCUGGAGGAUGCGAAAGCAACCUUCCAGUCUAUCGCCUCGAUAUACGUCUACAGCCUACAACCUACUGUGCUGCAGGAUCUCAAUGUCCUGACGGACGUGGCCCGGGAGACACUGGUCAACCAUGCGCAGGAAGACCCGCUGGAGCACGGGUUAUCCUGGGGCAUGAUUCAGAACAGAAAUGUCAAGAGGAGAACGGGCGCUCGACCACCGGUACCUGCACCUGCACCUGCACCCGCCAAAUCGGCUGCACCGGCGAAGAAGCCCACGACGGAAACCAAGCAAGAGGAACCCAAGUCUCAGCAGUCGCUGAAGAGGGAAGAUUCCGUCUCAUCGACUAGGUCGACGGAGAAGACUGCGCCGGUCAAGAAGGAAAAGAGUAGCAUAUUCAGUUCGUUUGCCAAGGUCAAGGCGAAGCCCAAGAAGGUGGAAGAGGCAACUCCCGCUUCCUCUGGAGUUGAUACGGUUAGUUCACUUCCGGUUCCAGCUGCGGUUGCGAAUGCGGGCUAACAGACAUAUUAGGCGGAACCUAGCGCCUCUGAAGAUGGUAAGUCUACGAGAAGCUUUCAGAAAGUGAUGGUGACUGAUAUUGGGCAGUUGUUCUGGACGAUGCAUCUGAAGACGAGCCUGACGAACUUUUCCCUGACUCGAACAAGUCUGCUUCUACCAGCACGAGGGAGACUCGGAAAGAGCGGGAGGAGAGGCUUCGGAAGAUGAUGGAGGAUGACGGUAUGUCACUCUACCCUGCUCCAAUAGCAGCUAUUGACUUAUACAGAUGAGGAAGAAGAUGAAGAAAUGCCUGAUGCCGCACCGUCGCCUGAAGAGGAGUCCAAUGUCAUCGACCAACCACCGCCUAAACCGGCCGAACCCAAGGAAGAGGUGAUUG
Molecule: messenger RNA, 1306 nt
Organism: Aspergillus uvarum CBS 121591
Lineage: Eukaryota; Fungi; Ascomycota; Eurotiomycetes; Eurotiales; Aspergillaceae
Exons: 5
Coding region: 64-930 (288 amino acids)
Biological process (GO): DNA replication; DNA strand elongation involved in DNA replication; DNA synthesis involved in UV-damage excision repair
Cellular component (GO): nucleus; delta DNA polymerase complex
Molecular function (GO): DNA-directed DNA polymerase activity
Source: RefSeq, a predicted model, not a curated record